This is a messenger RNA of Spathaspora passalidarum NRRL Y-27907, 1606 nucleotides long. RefSeq names its product Arc35p (gene ARC35). The record is from RefSeq and is a predicted model, not a curated record. The transcript has a single exon. Gene Ontology annotation, cellular component: actin cytoskeleton; Arp2/3 protein complex. The coding region runs from base 23 to 1015 and encodes 330 amino acids. Lineage: Eukaryota; Fungi; Ascomycota; Pichiomycetes; Serinales; Debaryomycetaceae. Gene Ontology annotation, biological process: Arp2/3 complex-mediated actin nucleation; actin filament polymerization. Gene Ontology annotation, molecular function: structural constituent of cytoskeleton; actin filament binding.
AACAUCACAAUCAAUUGAAACAAUGCUACACAUUGAACAGAACAAUCUUUUACUUCAAAAUACGUUAACUGAAAGGCUUUACCCUAGUGAUCCUAGUGCCAAUCCUAAAUCGUUAGAUCGAAUUGUUAGUGACUUUGAUUUCACAACAUUUCAUGUUUCAACCUUGUCUGAUCGGAAUUUGAUAUUAAUCAGCGUAUAUUUGAGAUGCUGGGAUGAUUUAGUUAACUAUGGCGUCGUCAAUUACUUAUCUAACAAGUAUGCAAACUUUCCUAGUUUGACUGUCUUGACUGGUGGAGAGAUUGAACAAGGUUAUAAUUUCAGUAUUGUUUUGGACGUCAAAGCAGCAAUUGAAGAGCUGGAAGAAUCCAAGCAAGAAUUAAUUGAACAAUUGAGUUUAUUGAAACGUCAUUCUAUGGCUGCUCCCUUUGAACAAGCAUUUGCUAGAUAUGAUGAAUUGAGUAAACAGUAUGCCAACAGCAAUACUUAUUCUGAAGAAGUUCAACAAGAAUUGCUCAACGAGCCUAUAUUGGUUAUCAAAUAUCGUGGAAUUGAUGAAUCCAUUUAUUUAAAACCUUCUUUUGAUAGAGUCACCGUUAUAUUCUCGACUGUGUUCCAAGAUGAAACCGAUAAAAUUUUCGGUAAGGUUUUUUUGCAAGAAUUCAUGGAUGCUAGAAAGAGAGCAGUACAAACUGCUCCUCAAGUGAUAUAUACCCAUGGUUCGCCACCUUUGGAUAUUCAACAGGUUGUUCACGGUGGUGAUAAUGACAAUAAAGGGUAUGUUACCUUUGUGCUUUUUCCAAGACAUUUAGUCAAAGGUGAUAAAAGAGAUAAUUGUAUUUCUCAUAUUGAAUUAUUUAGGAGUUAUUUCCAUUAUCAUAUUAAAUGUGCUAAAGCAUACAUGCAUUCAAGAAUGAGAUUUAGAGUUAAAGAAUUCCUCAAAAUCUUAAAUAGAGCAAAACCAGAAAAUGUUGUUGAAAAGAAGACUGCCAGUGGAAGAAGAUUUGAUAGAUCUUAAUUUAGCUAUUUACACGAAUAUAUACACUAUUGUUUUGGCUUCUUGACACCGUAUUUAGAUCUUGAACUACCUCUGUUGGCAACCCCAGCUAAAUCAAAAGCACCUCUCACUAAUCUAUAUUUAACACCUGGCAAAUCUUGAACUCUACCACCUCUAACCAAUACAAUAUGAUGCUCUUGUAAAUUGUGACCUUCACCUGGGAUUAAUGCAGAUAUAACUUUACCAUUACUCAAUCUAACUCUACAACAUUUUCUCAUGGCCGAGUUAGGUUUUUUUGGUUUUAAAAUCAUAAUUCUGACAACAACACCCUUUUUGAAUGGAUUUUUCUGUAAUUCUUGUGAUUUACUGAGGGUUUGUUUAACUGGCUUUUGUUGUUUUCCGUAUUUGAUUUGAUUUAUAGUGGCAUGUCUUAUUGACAUGGUUGAAUUAAAGAUUGAUUGGGGGAUGUUUGAACUGAUGGAUUUCAUAUAUGAUGUGAUUGGUUUACUAACGAUUGGGUUUUGUCUCAUCAUUAAUGAUGAAGACAAUCUAGCACCACUAGCUAAUAAUGAUCUGAACAUGGUGGUCUUGUGCUCUGUUGAAAUCAGUGGG